AAUCACAACCGGAAGCGAUUUCCUCAGCGCUGGAGGGCGGAGCUGGUUAGGUGAUCCAGAAUAUCACAAACUGUCGUCUUCAUCUUGCCUGAAAAAAAUAAAUGGCAGUUACUACAUCUCAAUGAGUGCUUUCGAAAUACUGAUCGAUAUAUUCUGAAUAAAAUGUUGAGAAACUGGCCAGUGAAUACUGGACCAAUUUGCUUGCUGCGGUCCGGGUAACAGCGUAGUUGCUAAAGGGAGCUUAGGCCGGGGAACAGGUGGCUGAACACAGGUCAGCGUUAGCGCUAUUUGGUUAGAGUCUCCGUCGCUCAGUUUUGUUAAAACCAAAAUAAUGACGCACCGUCGGUAGGAAUAACUAGGGCUUGUACUAAACUUGCGAAUGCGAAGAAAUGAUCAUUUCGCUCGGAAGGAACGGGUUAAUCGGACUCGCUCUCGGAGCUGCUGCCAGUUUGGGAUUGAUUGGCUUUAUAAUUUUCAGAGAGCGUAGCAGAAGAUCUCAGAAGCUGGGAUCGAGAGGCCAGCCAGCUCAAAGGCUGGUUGAACAGGCGGAUGGAGCUGCGCUUUUCCAAGAGCCACUGGAUGCUCAGGAGAUGGAGGCCCAGCAGCAGGCCUUGGCAGCAGUGGAGGCAGUGUCACAGGGGCUGUCGCCAGAGCAGCAGCUGGUCCUUAGGAACCAGCUAGACCAAGUGCUGAGCUGUGUGGCCUCGCUGCGCUCAGAGGUGGCUGAGCUCAGGGGGGGGCUGCAGGACAUCGCCCUGCAAAUCAUUCAGGAUGUCAAAAAAGGAGUGGAGGAUAGUCAAAGGGUCCGUCAUCGGCGUCAUGUCAACAGAGCGCGCACUGACUCAACCAGCUCCAGUUCUAUCUACUUUACUGCCAGCCAGGAUAUGGCCAGCACUAAUGAAGAGACCAGUGAAGGAGGGUACUCCACAGCUUAUGCUGAGUCAGAGUACAGAGAUCGAGAUACAGACAGAGAGGAAGACGAGCCGGAGCCUGAGCAGGAGUCUGAGGAAGACGAGGAGGAGGGAAGCUGUGCCACAGUCCUCACCAUCCAUCAAAAAGAUUCCCAAGAGGAAAGGGAGUCUGAGGAGGAAGAGGUGGAGGAGAAGGAGGGAAGGCUGUGGAUGAAGACUGAAGUUCCUCAUGGAGAGCUAGCUCUCCUUUUGGCUCAGACUGACAUUCUUCAUGCUGGAGAUGCCACUUUAAAAGCUGAGGGCUUUCGGCUGCUGCUAGAGAACAGAACAGAGUAUGGAGACAACAGGCAGUUUCUCUGGCGACUUGCUCGUUCUUACAAGGACAUGUAUGAGUCUGCUAAGGACAAGCUAGAGAAGUCAAGCUAUGCACAAAAAGGUCGGGAGGAAGCAGAGGUGGCCCUGAAGAACAACAACCUGAAUGUUGAGAGUCACAAAUGGUUUGCAGUGCUGACCAGACUUGCCUUAGAGCAUGAGAGCAUGCACAGCAAACUCAAGAGUGGCCAUAUACUGAAGGAGCAUCUAGAUCGAGCAUUCACCCUCAGAGAUGAUGACCCAAUGUGUUACUACCUACUGGGGAGAUGGUGCUACGAGGUUGCCAUGUUUGACUGGUUGGAGAAGAAGGCUGCUGCUGCACUCUACCAGAGCCCCCCCACAGCCACACUGAAUGAUGCCCUCGAGAACUUUCUCAAGGCAGAGGAGCUCAAUCCCGGUUUCUCCAGGACUGUCAGACUUUACAUUGCCAAGUGUCACAUGGAGCUGGGGGACAUCUCUGCAGCCACAAACUGGACCAAGCUGGCACUGAAAAUCCUCACUACCAAUGAUGAAGAAACAUCUGAACUGGAGGCUCAGCUUCAGCUUCUAACUGACAAACAAACAAACUGACAUUUUGGAGAUCGUGAUCUGACUGGGUUUCAGAUCUUUUCCUUCACUGAUGUGCUGUACUGUCCUUUUUAUGAAUUUGAUGUGCUAUGUGAUAACCUUUAAAGUUUUCAGUGUACUUUUUAAAUGAAUUGCUUGGAUUUAAAUUAUUUAACAUUCCUCGGAAUAUUGAAAACCUUCCAGUCCUCUAGUCCAGAUGUUUUUUUUCAAACACCAGUCUAUUAAACAAAAAGCCCACCUGACCAGCAUACCCAUCAACAGCAACGAAGAUAAACAUGCCAAUAUAACCCUUUAGAGCUGCUGAUUAAGUCUGAAAUCAUUUGAAAGGAUUCGAGGAUUGUUAUUAGGUUAGAGGUGCUGUAAACAUCAGCUUCCUGCUGGGCUGUCUGGGUAAAUUCUUGAAGUUUAACGUGAAGUUUUGAACGCUGGAGGAAUUGGAAUACCUCUUCCAGCAUUCAAUGUGUUGCAGCCUCUACAUUAGUGAGCCCACAUAACAAUGUUUGGUUCUGACAGAACUAUAUUAUUGGAUUCCUUUGUCUCAUUUUUACCCUGUGACAUCAUUGUACUUUUUUUUGUUACACUCAAUGGGAAAAUGCUCAUGUCAUUUCUUCUAACCUAAACCUGUAUUAAAACAUUGAACUCAAA
Molecule: messenger RNA, 2495 nt
Organism: Girardinichthys multiradiatus
Lineage: Eukaryota; Metazoa; Chordata; Actinopteri; Cyprinodontiformes; Goodeidae
Gene: rmdn3
Product: regulator of microtubule dynamics 3
Exons: 13
Coding region: 390-1853 (487 amino acids)
Cellular component (GO): cytoplasm; mitotic spindle pole; spindle microtubule
Molecular function (GO): microtubule binding
Source: RefSeq, a predicted model, not a curated record